AUUAUAAUCUAGCUGCUGUGGACUAUAUUCUAGUUGGUAAUUUACUAAACAUAAUCUUUAGUCUUAUCUGUGGUGCUGGAAACUAGCUUACAUGUACUUCUUUUGUUUUGUAGAUCUCUGUAGAUAGCCAGUUCAGUACAAAUCAUUUGUACUAGUUAUAGAUUUAUUACUUUAAAGAUAAUGAAUUCUUAUAUUGUUGGGAAGAUACUUUACUAAACAUCAUAUAAUUAAAAACAACUUUUAUCUUUCUGAAUACAAAAGAUAAACAUAGAUUCAUUUAAAAGAGUUCAUAGUAUGAAAAUUUUCCAGGACUUACUAAUCAGAUGCAAUUUCCUGACAUAAAUAUUUUAUUUUCAGUUGGCUUUUUGAGCAGAUCUACAGGAAACAUGAAGUGUCAGAGGAAGCCCAAGCUGCCAUCACCCUAUUGCAGAUGGCACAAGAUAAGCAGCAGAAGUCUGUGACCAGUCAUGACCGCAAGGACCGUAUCCUUGAUGCCCUGUUCACAAAAAGGAUAGAAACAAUCACUUUAUUGAAUUUGUUCAGGGGCCUGCUGUCUGUCUUCCAGGGCUAUGUGAAGAAGUUCCAAGCUGAAGUCCCACAGAUCCACAUACUGCAUGAACAGAUGGUGGACAUCACAAAGACCUUCUUGGCUAUGUUCAUUAAACCGGAACAUAUACCUGACAAUGUAUCAGCCUUGGUGAAACUGGACGUUUCAGAUCGAUCUAUCCAAAAGACAGACAGGGAUCUAGCUGUCGGCAUUUAUGCCCAAUCUUUGAUUACCAAAGCGCGAAUGGACAAGGCCCAACGACAUUGGUUAGAGCUUUUAUUCAUGAACUUGCGUACCGGGUAUGUCUCUGCUGCAACUAAAAUUUUACAGCUGCCAAUGAAGAAUAAGACAAUUCGCUGUUUGUCAGCACUGGAUCCAGAGUUGCAUGGACACAGUCAGGUAUCUGCUGCCUUCAGGUACCUCGCCAAUUUACUACCAAAUGUUGUCAGUGGUGAUGAAGAGGGCAGCCUAGCUAUGGAGUUGAAUAACUAUAAUGUUGACAGGCAGGUUAAGGCUAUCUGUGAAGAUUUUGAUGAUGGUAAAAGAGUGGACUUGGGCUUCUGGUCCAAAGUUGCACAUCUGAAAACCUUUGACAAUCAAAGGUAUCCAGUUCUUUCAAAAUUGGUGUUUGCCAUGCUUACAAUAUUUAGUGGACCAUUAGUAGAAGGAACAUUUAAUGUGAUGGGAGAUAUUAUAGAGGAGGAUAGGACAAGAAUGAACAUAGAAAACUAUGAAGCUGUUGCAAUAGUUAAAACAGCCUUGAAGCGUAAAGCAGUUAAGGCUUCAGCCUUGAAAGUAACUCCCUCAAUGAAAAGAUGCUGUAUACAUGCAUACAGUUCUUACAAACAACACAUAAAACUAAAGAAGCAAAUGCAGGAAGAGAGAAAACAGGAGCAACUGAAUGAGUCUAUAUCAAAACUGAAACAAGAAAAGGCUAAGCGUUUUGCAAAACUCCUCAAGUUAAGACAACGUACUCUUCAAAGGAAGUCAGUUGCAAAAAAAAGACCACUGAAAACAAAUGACUCUGCUACAAGUACUUCAAGGCAGUGGAAGCGAAUAAAGUUAGUUGACUGAACACAUAAAAGCCUAGUAAAUGAUUCUGCUACAAGUACUUCUCCAAGGCAGUGGAAGGGAAUAAAAUUAGUUGACUAAACACUUCAAAGCCUAGAAAAUAUGUACUAUUUGUUUCAGUUUUUCAACUCAAGUGCUGAAUCUUUACUACUUGUUAUAUUACAUGCAAAGUAUAUUACUUGCAUAUCAUAUGAUAACAGGCAUGUAUAUAUGUAUAUGAACCCAGUCCUGUAUGAAGUAAGGGGCAACUGUUGCUUUAUGUUAAGGUUAAUUGUAAUGAUCCAUUAGAUGUUGUAUUUGUUAUUAAAUCUGUUUUGACAUGGUAAUAUUUAGAAGUUAACUGUACUUUAUAACUUAAAGCCUAUUUAGAUUUUUGUUACACCCCUGUUAAAAUUUUCAAUACAUCAAAUCUACCAUGUGUUUUUCACAGUCAUUCAUUACAAAUUAAAGAAAUGUGUUACUUGAGUAACAAACUUGUAAAAAUGUAAAUAAAAACCUGUGUAUAGAUGUUCUUGAAAUAUUUUGUUAUUGUUAUAAGUAAUAUAAUCCAAUAUCUUGCUA
Mercenaria mercenaria is the source of this 2179-nucleotide messenger RNA. RefSeq lists its product as uncharacterized. The record is from RefSeq and is a predicted model, not a curated record. The transcript is spliced from 2 exons. NCBI's taxonomy places the organism in Eukaryota, Metazoa, Mollusca, Bivalvia, Venerida, Veneridae. The coding region runs from base 431 to 1621 and encodes 396 amino acids.